UUUAAAACACCACAGCUGCUCUUCAGUUUUAGUCAAACCGACAUCAUGGUGUUAAAGAAAGACGUCCUUGUGGCUGCUGCAGCUUUUGUUUGUGCCCUCAUUUCGCACAGUGAGGGCAUAAUAGGUGGCAGAGAGGCGGUGGCACACUCUCGGCCCUACAUGGCCUCCAUCCAGGUUCCUGAAGGAGAGAACAUGAAACACGAGUGUGGAGGCUUUGUGGUGGGAGAUCAGUGGGUGAUGACUGCAGUGCACUGCCUGCCAACAGGGCCAAAUGGAAGGCAGGUAGUGCUGGGUGUCCAUUCUCUGAGUGAAGCUGAAGAGACGAAGCAGACAUUUGAUAUCAUGGAACUUUACAAUCACCCAGACUUCAGCGCUUCAAAUUAUGAUAAUGACAUUGCUUUAAUCAAGUUGGAUCGUCCAUUCAACAUCUCUGAGGCUGUUAAAGCAGUGCCAUUCCUGCGAACAGGUGGCACAAACCCCGGCAGAGAUGAAGAGGUGGACUCGGCUGGAUGGGGGUCCCAGGAUGAUCUGGGGUCCAGGCCAGACAAGCUGAAGGAGGUGGUCAUAGAGAUGGUCAGCUCAGUCCGGUGCAGACGCAGCGACUACUUUGGCAGGAAGUUCACCAACAACAUGAUGUGUGCUCAUAAAGUUUGCCCGGACCCCUGUGACCAACCUGACAAGAAGGAAGACACGUGUGAUGGUGACUCUGGAGGUCCUCUGCUCUACAACGGCGUCGCAGUGGGCAUCACUUCCAACGGAGGAAAGAAGUGUGGCCAGAUUAAAAAGCCUGGAAUUUACACCAUAAUCUCCCUCUACACUGAGUGGAUCACCAGCACCAUGCAGCCCACUGAAGCAGUUGGAAGUUAAAAAAAUCCUGCUUUCACUGAUGCUCUAGAGAUUGAUCUGCAAUACUGCAAACAUACUACAAACACAUUUAAAAACAGAUUGCCCAUCACGUUAUAAAGGAAACAAUAAAGUACAGUUUAUCACAUUCA
Messenger RNA from Trematomus bernacchii (emerald rockcod), 995 nucleotides. It is a transcript of the gene cfd, whose product is annotated as complement factor D (adipsin). Gene Ontology annotation, biological process: proteolysis. Lineage: Eukaryota; Metazoa; Chordata; Actinopteri; Perciformes; Nototheniidae. The transcript has 5 exons. The record is from RefSeq and is a predicted model, not a curated record. Gene Ontology annotation, molecular function: serine-type endopeptidase activity. Bases 46 to 867 code for a protein of 273 amino acids.